GCGUCUUCAGUUUGCUGGAGUCGCCUGAGGGAACUCUGUAGUCCCCACCCCACCCCCCCUUCCUUCACCUCAACCCCCACCCCCUCCCCCUUCCUCUACGUUUGUGUCUGUUUUUUUUUGUUUUUGUUUUUUCGCUCCUAGCCUGUGCUCUCUGCCCCAGGAGUAGCUCCAAUGUACAGCAUGAUGGAAACCGACCUGAAGCCGGCUGUUUCCCAGUCCAACACCGGGGCGAUCGGCAGCUCCGCUCCGGGGAACAGCAACAAGAAUCCGGGAGCGAACCCAGACCGCGUGAAAAGGCCCAUGAACGCCUUCAUGGUGUGGUCCCGGGGCCAGAGGAGAAAGAUGGCCCAAGAGAACCCCAAAAUGCACAACUCGGAGAUCAGCAAGAGACUCGGGGCCGACUGGAAACUUCUGUCGGAUGCUGAGAAGCGGCCGUUCAUUGACGAAGCCAAGAGGCUCCGAGCUUUGCACAUGAAGGAACAUCCGGAUUACAAAUACCGACCGCGGCGGAAAACCAAAACCCUCAUCAAAAAGGACAAAUACUCCCUCCCUGGCGGGCUGCUCUCUCCAGGAGCAGUGCCAGUGAACAACAGCGUGGGAGCGAGCCAGAGAAUGGAGAGUUACUCUCACAUGAACGGCUGGGCCAACGGGACUUACCCGCUCAUGCAGGAUCAGUUAGCUUACUCCCAACAUCCAGGGAUUAACAGCCCCCAGAUCCCGCAGAUGCACCGCUAUGAGAUGGCCAGUCUUCAGUACAGCCCCAUGAUGUCCAGCGCCCAGAACUACAUGAACGCCGCUUCCACCUACAGCAUGUCCCCGGCUUAUGGGCAGCAGAAUGCAAUCAGCUCCAUGGUGAAAACAGAGCCAACCACACCACCCCCGCUCACCUCCCACUCCCGGGGGGCUUGCCUGGGAGAUCUCCGGGACAUGAUUAGUAUGUAUCUCCCUCCAGGAGGAGAGGCUGGUGACCCGUCCGCCCAGAGCAGCAGACUGCACAGUGUUCACCAACACUAUCAGAAUACAGCCAUACCCGGCACAGGGUUGAGACAAUCAACGUUUCUACACGGGCGAGACUCCUUUUAGAUGCCGACUUUUAUAUUAAAGCCUUUUUUGGGACUUCUAAUGCCGUCAGAUUUACAGGCAGCGGAACUGCG
Hemiscyllium ocellatum (epaulette shark) is the source of this 1154-nucleotide messenger RNA. RefSeq names its product SRY-box transcription factor 3 (gene sox3). Lineage: Eukaryota; Metazoa; Chordata; Chondrichthyes; Orectolobiformes; Hemiscylliidae. The record is from RefSeq and is a predicted model, not a curated record. Gene Ontology annotation, molecular function: DNA-binding transcription factor activity, RNA polymerase II-specific; RNA polymerase II cis-regulatory region sequence-specific DNA binding. Gene Ontology annotation, biological process: anatomical structure morphogenesis; cell differentiation; regulation of DNA-templated transcription. Bases 172 to 1083 code for a protein of 303 amino acids. The transcript has 2 exons.